AUGUCUCUCGUCCUCGGGGCUUGGAGCUUUACGGACGGCCUUGGACCUACUGAGUCAUUAAUUCAGAUGGAUACGGUGGAAGCUUUCUAUUACCUUUCAUUCAAUCUACCAGCGUUGAUCAGCCGCAUGACGGACCUCGCUGCUCACACGUCUGCCUAUUAUACCGAAUACUCUGAAGCCUUUCACCGACAGAAAUCUCUCAGGCUGCGAUAUCCUACGAACCACUCCGUGCGACCCGUGCAACCCAACGAGGUCGUGUGGAUCGACCAGAGACGAAAUACCUCCAAAUUCGACAAAAGUAUCGCGAAGGCAAAGGGCUUAAUGGACUCAACUCAAUGCUCUGGUCGCAAGCGACGCGCGGAAGAAGACCUACCUAUCGGCCGGAAUGAGCCCUUCGCUCCAGUGAACAACGACACAAGGUCAUCAUCGAGUAUGACAGCCAUACACAAAAGGUGCUUGAAGAGCUCGUCCGGGGUAUUGGCGUUUUCAGGAGUAAUAUACGACGAGCGAAAAUGUCGAUGGCACAGACGCGCUUUCUUCCAAAGACAAUGGACAAAACACUCUUCAGUCAUUGACCUUGCUAAUAAGCAAUUGGAACUAGCUCAUGAGCUUUGUGAAACAGCAGCAUAUCAGGCACUGCGAACAGGCGACUGUGCUUCGGAAAUCGACAGUGCGUUGAAAAUCUCGAAAAGCUUCUGA
Molecule: messenger RNA, 699 nt
Organism: Penicillium samsonianum
Lineage: Eukaryota; Fungi; Ascomycota; Eurotiomycetes; Eurotiales; Aspergillaceae
Exons: 2
Coding region: 1-699 (232 amino acids)
Source: RefSeq, a predicted model, not a curated record